This is a messenger RNA of Saccostrea echinata, 605 nucleotides long. RefSeq names its product ganglioside GM2 activator-like. Gene Ontology annotation, biological process: ganglioside catabolic process; lipid transport. The transcript is spliced from 4 exons. NCBI's taxonomy places the organism in Eukaryota, Metazoa, Mollusca, Bivalvia, Ostreida, Ostreidae. Gene Ontology annotation, molecular function: lipid carrier activity; enzyme activator activity. Gene Ontology annotation, cellular component: cytoplasmic side of plasma membrane. The record is from RefSeq and is a predicted model, not a curated record. The coding region runs from base 5 to 574 and encodes 189 amino acids.
CGUCAUGCAAGUUGCCCUAAUUGUAACUGUACUUUUUAUUUCAGAAGCAAGUGCAUAUAAAUGGCAUGACUGCGUCCCCUCUACAACUGCCCAUCCAUGGGUUACCGUGAACUCUAUUUCCAUUUCACCCGAUCCGGCAGUACUUCCUGGUAAUCUCACCAUUGGUAUUACUGGAACUGUCAAUCAUCCCUUUGGCACUGAUGUUAAAAUGAAUGUUUAUAUGGAUAAACAACUGCUCGGAGUCUGGACGAAAGUUCCCUGCGCCAACAAUGUUGGAUCGUGUAACUACGAUAAUCCAUGUGAGUUCCUGUCUGCCUUUAAGACUUCUGGAACCUGUCCACAACAGCUGACAGAUCAUGGUCUUCCCUGCACAUGUCCAUUCAAUCCCGACAGCAUAAACCUGCCUCCUUCUGUCUUCCAGGUCACAAACAUAGCCCCCAGUUGGGAAUGGUUGGCCACUGGCCAUUUCCGUGUGAGAGCUGAAAUGAUCCAUAAUCAUGCAGUUGUUGGAUGCUUCGAGCUAGAAUUGGAAAUUCAACGUAAAGGCAAAAGUCGUCGGUUUAUUUUUGGUUGAUUAAACUGUACAAAAUUAUUGCUCAAAAAUG